GAGCUCAUUUCUUCUCCUCUCCCCAAAUUCAGAUUCAUAAAAUGUCGAGCUUUUUCCAAUUUACUCCCUCCGAACUGCAACCCACUUCCCGCCGGCAACAAAUCUGUGUUGCCUAGAGUACCGGCGUCGCUGUCGUCUUCAAUUGCGGCUCCGACGGCGCUGGAGCAGACCGGAGGGAAGAUGGUGGUGGAGCUGGUGGGAGCCUUCAACGAGCUUGCUGAGAGAAUCAACGUCUUGUCCACUAGCUCCUCUCGCUUGCUCUUCUUGUCUCUCAAGUUCUCCAUUCCAAUCUUGCAGGCCUUGCCUCUCGCUCUCGACGGCCGCUCUCCACUCUCUAAGGCUUUGUCCGUUGCUCUCCUCCUCGCCGAUCUACAGAUGGAUGCAGAAGUUAUUUCAGCUGGUAUACUGAGACAAGUUCUGGAGGCUGGUGCAACAUCCAUAUUUGAAGUGAGAGAACGGAUAGGGACUGGUACUGCUCAUGUCUUGCAUGAAAGCAUGCGGAUGAAGAAUAUUCCAUGGAAAAUUGAAGUUUUGGAGGAUGAUAGUGCUGCUGCGUUGAGAAAGUUCUGCUUGACAUACUAUGAUAUUAGGGCAGUGAUUUUGGACCUAGCUUUCAAGCUUGAUAUGAUGAGACAUCUAGAUUACCUUCCAAGACAUCAGCAGCAAAUUCUUGCUCUAGAGGUUAUGAAGAUAUAUGCUCCAUUGGCUCAUGCUGUGGGCACCAACUACUUAUCACUGGAACUGGAGGAUCUUUCAUUCCGUUACCUGUUUCCUUAUUCAUAUCUUUAUUUGGAUACAUGGUUGAGAAGCCACGAGACAGGAAAUAAACCUCUGAUAGAUUUAUACAAGGAAGAGCUACUUGAAGCUUUAAAAGCUGAUCCUAUCUUGGCAGACAUGGUGGAUGAUAUCUCGGUGAAAGGGCGUCACAAAAGCCGAUACAGCACAAUGAAGAAGCUCUUGAGAGAUGGUAGGAAGCCAGAAGAAGUAAAUGACAUUCUGGGAUUGCGGAUCAUAUUGAAUCCUAGAUCUGGACCAGACAUGUUAGGAGUAGGUGAGAAGGCAUGCUUCAGGGCACGUGAAAUUGUUCGAUCAUUAUGGAAAGAAAUGCCUCAUAGAACCAAAGAUUAUAUUUCCCGGCCCAAAGCAAAUGGGUAUAGGAGUUUACAUAUGGCAGUUGAUGUGAGUGACAAUGCCAGGACAAGGCCACUGAUGGAAAUACAGAUACGGACUAGAGAGAUGGAUAUGUUGGCCACAGGUGGGACCGCAUCUCAUUCAUUGUACAAGGGUGGUCUGACUGAUCCAGAAGAGGCCAAGCACCUCAAGGCCAUAAUGAUUGCUGCAGCUGAGUUUGCAGCAUUGCGUCUUAAAGAUUUUCCAUCAACAAAGCCGAAAGGUUUGGAGCUUGAUCAAAGAGGCCAGGUGUUUCAUCUUCUUGACAAGAAUGGUGAUGGUAGAAUUAGCAUUGAGGAAUUAACAGAAGUUAUUGAAGAGCUUGGUGCCCCAGGGGAAGAUGCACAAGAGAUGAUGCUGCUUCUUGAUUCAAACAGUGAUGGUUCUCUAAGCUCUGAUGAAUUCGACUUGUUUCAGAAACAGAUUGAAAUAAUGCGCAAUUUGGAGGACAGAGAUGUUGAGUUCAAGACUAUUUUGAAUGAGAAGCUACAAACAGCAGACAAUAGUGGCUUGAUUCAGGUAUACAGCAAAGAAUUAGGUGAUAGGCUAGCAAAUUGAACCUAAGAGACCUAUAUUUGAAUAGGUAUGUGCAUAUGCUUUAAUAAUUUAUGUCCAGAUUCUCAGCAACGUAUUGAUAAAACAAAAAAGAAGAGGAUACUCUACAAUGUAUGUAUUACUGUUGUAAUGGAUAUAUGUAUUGAAAGCCAUUCAGCAAGGGAGAUCCAAGGACUUGUGACUAUAUUUUUAUUUAUAUUCAAUCAACAAGAAAAUUGUUC
Molecule: messenger RNA, 1946 nt
Organism: Rubroshorea leprosula
Lineage: Eukaryota; Viridiplantae; Streptophyta; Magnoliopsida; Malvales; Dipterocarpaceae
Source: the annotation of a GenBank genome assembly